AUGAAUACGACGAAAACUUUGCGCUCAACUAACUACAAGGAGAGGAAGAAGCGUAGCCAUGACGGGGCCGCCGCAGCUGCCGGAACUGGCAUCCUUUUGGAGGGACUUCGCAAACACAAGUUAGACAUUGGCGGUGGCUCGGCCGAUGCCCUUUGCGAUCCACUUCUGAAGAACGGGAACAAGCGUGUUGUCAUCAAGCCUGGAUCCAUUAAGAACGAUUGGUUGGGCCUAUGGAAAGCACCGCUCCGCAAUCCCUUCAACAUGUAUGGCACCCUUCCUUCGCAAAUCAUGUCGAGGGACAAGAGGAAGACCUUCUCGUAUCCCCCUCUUACCGAUGGUUCCGGAGAAUCUACAGAUGCCAUGGAGAUCGGUGACUGUAUUGAUUCAAUCAAGAUAUCCUCUGUCGCCGGUGAAGAUGCGGUUGCUGCUGCCUGCAAAGACGGCACGGAUCGGCUUCCGGUGACAGGCUCUCUCGACGUCAACCGUAUAAGCACAAUGUUGUCCGAACCAAAGAGCUCUCGGUCGAGCAUCACCGCUUCCACUGCCAGAAGCACGAUAGACAGCUUUCGGUAUUCUGACUCGUUUGACGACUUGGUGCCGGAAGGCGAAGUGGGACCAUCUUCGUCAUCGCAUUUAGAGGUGCUGUUGAACAAUCUCUACGUAACCACUGGAAACGGUUUUCUCUCCGGAUCGCUGCCAGAAAAUCCCUGGAAGAACAAAAAUCAAGUGGAUGCGGACUUCAUCGCAGUGUCAUUGGCACGCAAGCGGCAUUCAAAUCCCGGCCUGCUUCUAUUUCACGACCUGGAGGCAAUUGUCUCGGCACCGUCACGCUAUUGCAGAUGUGGAUUUUCCCAUUUGCCUCAUCACUCUGUGGCGUGUAGCCUAUGUGUCGGAGCGAUUUCAAACCGAUAUGGCAGCGUGUCACCAAGCAACACAUCGCACGGGCUGAAAAGCCCACGUUUGAGUUCACCGGCUCUGAGGAACACUCCUUCGAAUGAUUCGAGGGCUGCAAAUUACAAAAUAUCAUCCGAGGAAGAGCUGCUUCUUUGGAGCGCGUCUACCGACUCUGCGCGUGCAACAAUCUGUAGGUCAGGUGUCAUCCAGCGCCCUGUGAAGUUUGACGUAAAUGACGAUUUCAUGGUGACCGAUGCGGAUGAUUACGCUGCCCUCCAGACGCGAUUUGGCCGAAUCAUUUACUCUCCGAAGUUCAAGGAUCAGCAUUAUAUGUACCGCUUUGUCGUAUUAACUAAGGAGGCACAGGAGGCGGUGGAGGCGCUGAGUCGCACAUUGCCCAACAACGGAAAACUGCCAUGUUCCUAUGUUCCGUCCAUGGGAGGGAAACGUUAUUUGACCGAGUUCGAGAUAGUUCGACAGCUUGGCAUCCAGAUGUCACCCGGUUGGGAGCACUUCAUGUACUUCAAAAACUCGCAGAAAGAGCUUGUGCUCAGGAAACGGUUGUGA
Babesia ovata is the source of this 1461-nucleotide messenger RNA. Its product is annotated as cyclin-dependent kinase regulatory subunit. Bases 1 to 1461 code for a protein of 486 amino acids. The transcript has a single exon. Lineage: Eukaryota; Apicomplexa; Aconoidasida; Piroplasmida; Babesiidae. Gene Ontology annotation, molecular function: cyclin-dependent protein serine/threonine kinase regulator activity. The record is from RefSeq and is a predicted model, not a curated record.